Molecule: messenger RNA, 773 nt
Organism: Arachis duranensis
Lineage: Eukaryota; Viridiplantae; Streptophyta; Magnoliopsida; Fabales; Fabaceae
Product: non-specific lipid transfer protein GPI-anchored 16
Exons: 2
Coding region: 235-630 (131 amino acids)
Source: RefSeq, a predicted model, not a curated record
AUAACAAGUAAAACCCUCAUGGCACAUGAAUAUCCAUUUCUUAGCAAGAUGCAAAUAUGGGAAGUUUUUCAUGUCUAGCCCACCAUACCAAACUUAUUAGACACUAACCUGGUGGGGAAAAUGUAUGUUAGCUAAGGCAGUUGAACUCCUCUUUCAAAUUCAAAUCUAAUUGAACAUUUCAUUAUGUAUAUAUAAAAGUCAUUUCCUAAUUAACUUGAAUGCCAUUCACUAACAAUGAAGAUGAUGCUACCAUCAGCAAUAAUAACUACAACCUUUUUGUUGAUGACUUCAACAAUAAAAAUGGUUGAUUGUCAGACUCAGAAUAGCAUAGCAUGCACAAUCUCCAUGAUGAGCAGCAUCACCCCAUGCGCCAACUUCAUCACCGGAAGCGGCAACAACAACGGCGGUGUGACGCCGCCAUCAAGCACGUGCUGCGAUUCAUUGCGCGAUCUGAUGAGUUCCAGCAUGGAUUGUGCUUGCAAGGUUUUAUCUGCAAAUGCUCCAAAUCUGCAACUGCCCAUCACACAAGCUGUUGCCAUCUCCCUUGCAACCGCAUGUAACAUUAAUGGACUCUCUGCACACUGUAAAGGAGAGGUGGUGGAAGCAGAUUCGCGGGCAAAAACACCGUGAAUUACUAGACCGGUAGCGAUGACUCAUCUUCCAUGGCACGUUUAUCAUGAUCCUCUGUUUUCCACAUUUAUCUAAGAAUGUACGACGAACAUUAUCAUGAUUUGUGACUUUAAUUGCAUUAUUACGUGACCAUCUUAUUAUUU